AUGUCCGCGCAGUGGGAGAUCCGCUUCAGCAACUCGCGCCGCCUGCCCUACUUCUACGACGCCGCCUCGGGACAGUCGACCUGGGAGAUCCCCGAGGGCCACACUGAGGCGACCAUCAAGUCGCUUCCUGGCGCCCACCUGCUCGAGCCCGCCAACGCGCCCGCCAACCAGGUCCGCGCCAGCCACCUCCUCAUCAAGCACCGCGACAGCCGAAGACCUAGCAGCUGGAAGGAGGAAAAGAUCACCAGGACCAAGGAAGAGGCCAUUGCGAUGCUCAAACAGCUCACAGCCGACUUCGGACCCAACCCGACGCAGGAGCAGUUUGCCAAGGUCGCCAGCGUCCACUCCGACUGCCCAUCGGCCAAGGCCGGCGGAGACCUGGGCUUCUUUACCCGCGGCCAGAUGCAGAAGCCCUUCGAGGAGGCCACCUUCAACCUGCCCGUCGGCGCCAUGAGCGACGUCGUCGACACCGACAGCGGCGUCCACUACAUUUUCCGCACUGCAUAG
Molecule: messenger RNA, 507 nt
Organism: Pseudozyma flocculosa PF-1
Lineage: Eukaryota; Fungi; Basidiomycota; Ustilaginomycetes; Ustilaginales; Ustilaginaceae
Exons: 4
Coding region: 1-507 (168 amino acids)
Cellular component (GO): cytosol; nucleus
Molecular function (GO): protein binding; peptidyl-prolyl cis-trans isomerase activity
Source: RefSeq, a predicted model, not a curated record